Molecule: messenger RNA, 1009 nt
Organism: Vombatus ursinus (common wombat)
Lineage: Eukaryota; Metazoa; Chordata; Mammalia; Diprotodontia; Vombatidae
Product: olfactory receptor 13C7-like
Exons: 2
Coding region: 53-1009 (318 amino acids)
Biological process (GO): G protein-coupled receptor signaling pathway
Cellular component (GO): membrane
Molecular function (GO): olfactory receptor activity; G protein-coupled receptor activity
Source: RefSeq, a predicted model, not a curated record
CAUUAUACUCAGUUUUACUGGAAUGCCUGAGAGUAAAAGAGAACUUUAAAAAAUGGAAGGGGCCAAUCAAACCAUUGUGACAGAAUUUGUCUUGCUGGGCCUCUCUGGCCACCCAAGGCUGGAGACCAUUUUCUUUGUUCUGGUGCUGUGGAUGUACCUGGUGAUCCUUCUGGGCAAUGGUAUCCUUAUCAUAGUAACUAUCUAUGACUCCCACCUGUACACACCCAUGUACUUCUUCCUUGGCAACCUCUCCUUCCUGGACAUUUGCUACACAACGUCCUCUGUGCCCUUAUUUCUAGACAGUUUCCUCACUCCAAGGAAAAUAAUAUCCUUUUCUGGUUGUGCAGUACAAAUGUUUCUAUCCUUUGCAGUGGGAGCAACUGAAUGUGUGCUCCUGAGCAUGAUGGCAUUUGACUGCUACGUGGCCAUCUGCAAGCCCCUGAGAUACCCUGUUAUCAUGAACAAGGAUACUUAUGUGUCAAUGGCUGCUGGGUCAUGGAUAGCAGGAGGCAUCACCUCUACAGUGCAAACCUCUCUUGCAAUGAAAUUGCUCUUUUGUGGAGAUAAUGUCAUCAAUCAUUUCAUAUGUGAAAUCCUGGCUGUCCUCAAAUUGGCCUGUGCAGAUAUCUUACCUAAUGUGAUUAGCAUGACACUUGCUGAUGUAAUUUUUCUGGUUUUCCCAGUGCUGUUCAUUUUUAUUUCUUAUGUUUUCAUCCUCUCCACAAUAUUGAGGAUUCCUUCAGCAGAGGGGAGACGCAAAGCCUUUUCCACCUGCUCAGCCCACCUGACUGUGGUGAUUGUAUUCUAUGGAACAAUCUUUUUCAUGUAUGUGAAACCCAAAUCUAAGGACUCUCUUGGAGUAAGCAAAGAAUACAUUACAGACAAGCUUAUCUCCCUGUUCUAUGGUGUUGUGACUCCCAUGCUCAAUCCUUUGAUCUACAGCCUGAGAAACAAAGAUGUGAAGACAGCAGUGAAGAAUUUGAUGGGUCAAAAGCUCUUCGCUGAGUGA